GAACUCAGUAUUGUGUUUCUCAUUUGAAGCCUGAGCUUGUGGUCACCCCCACGCGGAUAAAUUGAGUGAUAGAUAGCUCUUCUUCAUCUACAUCAAGAUUUUCAGCCUCUCCAAAUAUCAUAUCUUUCCCAGUUUGAUCUCUCUGCUUUUUUUUUUUUUUUGUUCACUCAGUAUCCUCCUUCUUACCAUGGAAAUUCAAGCAUAGAAGAGAAGGUUCCACCGUCAAAAUCAAUCACUCUGGAUUUGGCACUUAUCCAUUAGCUUGUAAUUUUUUUAUUUUAUUUUCUGUCUCUCAAGCCUAUAUAUUUUGUGAAAACAAACUCUCUGGAAUUUCUUCUAGAUUACAUAACUUUUUUAUGUGAUUUCUGUCUGGUUCCACUAAAAGUCUAAAACUCAUUUUUGUCUUCUUUUUCGCUUUCUGCUUAGUGGAAUCUAACAACCCAUUUUUCCUGAAGCUCAAUUUGGAUCUUAAUACACACCAACCACACACUCCUUAACCCUUUGAAUGCCAUUUUCCCACUCAUUUCUUAAGUUCAUAGUUCACUUCCUAAAAACCACACACAAGGCCUCCUCAAUCACUUCAAAGGUUUGAACUUUGUUGCCAAAUUUUUCAAACCCAUUUCCCCUCUAUUCAUAAAGUGCUUGAAAUUCAAGUCCUUUUAGGCACCGAAGGAUGCAAGACCCAACAACAUUCCAACCCAUGAAGCCUAACUUUCCUGAACAAGAACAACUCAAAUGCCCACGUUGUGAUUCCACAAACACCAAAUUCUGCUACUACAACAACUACAACCUUUCACAGCCUCGCCAUUUUUGCAAGAAUUGUAGAAGGUAUUGGACCAAAGGUGGUUCUUUGAGAAACAUCCCAGUUGGGGGUGGAAGCAGAAAGACCACAAAACGUUCAUCAUCAAACUCCAAGCGUUCUGCAUCAUUAUCUUCCCCAUCACCAUCAGUGUCCUCUGCAGCACAGGUUGCAGCUCCAGAGGCUGACCCGACCCGGGUUUACACUAACCCGGUUGAUCAAGACCAACGGGUCCUGAACAUUGGUGGGAGUUUCAGUUCCCUUCUGGCAUCAAAUGGGCAUUUUGGGAAUCUCUUUGAGGGUCUGAAUUCAAGUGGGUCAAGUCUAAAAAUGGUGCAAAUGGGUGAUUUUGAGGAGAAUGUGAGUUGUGGCCCAGUUGUGAAUUCGGAUUCGGGUAGAAACCCGGGGUUAGAGAUGCAGAGUAAUGGGAACUCAGAGAGCUUUAUGGGUAUGCAAAAUGGUGAUUCAGGCUGUUGGAAUGGCAGCCAUGGCUGGUCUGAUCUUGCAAUAUACACACCUGGCUCAACCUUUCAGUAGAAGCAGAGUUUUUUUAAGGAAAAAAAGAAAAAAAACUGAGCCUUUCUGGUUUAAUCCAGCUUCUCAAUUAUGCUGAUUGUUCUUUUUUUAUAAUCAGACACUAUGGUUGUGUAAAGUAAAGAGUUAUAUAAUUUGCCAAGCCUAUGGAUGGCAUGCUAUGGAGAAUCAUAAACCAGAAGGGCAUUAAAGCAGCAUCCUCUAGGUAAAGGCUUUUUACAUAUUUAUAUAUAUAUGGUUGUGAUUGGUGUUCUUCAAAUUAACCAAUGGUGCAUAUUGGAAAAAGAGAAGAAAGGGAAGUCAUUUUUUGAGGGGAUAGUGUAGAGGGAUGUGAAUUAUUGUAGUGACUUGUCGUGAUCACAUGUAAUUCGGUAUAAGUUUUUCCAUAGCUUUUGAAGCAUUCCUAGAUAUAUGGAAGUUUACUAUAUGACAAGUUGUUGUGCAUUAUGUUUAGAUAUUUGAGGGUAUGUGCGGAGGAUAUGGAGAAAUCUAAAGUACAUUGUUUGAAGUUAUAUAUAUUGUUUGUACCUUGUCAAUGGAGGGCCUGACAACUGACACCUUGUUUUUACUCUCUUAAGUUUCCCAUAUGAAUUUGGGUGUUACA
This is a messenger RNA of Gastrolobium bilobum, 1937 nucleotides long. Its product is annotated as dof zinc finger protein DOF1.7-like. The transcript has a single exon. The record is from RefSeq and is a predicted model, not a curated record. NCBI's taxonomy places the organism in Eukaryota, Viridiplantae, Streptophyta, Magnoliopsida, Fabales, Fabaceae. Gene Ontology annotation, molecular function: DNA-binding transcription factor activity; DNA binding. Gene Ontology annotation, biological process: regulation of DNA-templated transcription. Bases 674 to 1336 code for a protein of 220 amino acids.